Messenger RNA from Rotaria sp. Silwood1, 582 nucleotides. Lineage: Eukaryota; Metazoa; Rotifera; Eurotatoria; Philodinida; Philodinidae. The record is from the annotation of a GenBank genome assembly.
AUGUCAAACGCAUAUUUAACGAUUGAUCAUCUGGGUGAAUCAACAUCAACUCGUCGUUACAAAAUCCGUGAGAAAUUACUUUCACUCACUGAUAAUUACAAAAUCAAAGAUGAAUCAGACCAAGAUGUUUUCACCGUUCGAUCAAAACUUUUAACGAUUGCUGAUAAAAUGGUUUUAGAAGACAUGAAUGGAAAUGGUUUGAUUAAGAUUGAAGAAGAACUGUGUCAUUUACAUCCAACAUACAAAAUAUUUUCAAUACAUGAUGGUGAUAAAGGCCGCCAAUUAGCAUUAGUCAAGAAGAAAUUUUCGUGGAAUGAAAAGUUUUCAGUUAAUUCAGUCUAUGGUGAAUAUAAAUUAGAAGCAUUGGAUUUUCUUGGUCGUUCGUUUACAUUGAAAAAAGAAGAUCGUACAGUGGCAAUUGCAAGCAGGAAAUAUUCGAGUUUGGUUGAUACCUACGAAGCAGAAAUUGAUGGUAGUGAAGAUCAUCCAUUCGUCUUAGCCCUGAUAAUUAUAAUUAAUCAAGCACUGCACCAAAGCAGUUUUGGAGCCACUGGAACUGCUUACGUUCCUACAUAUAGCUAA